UCAAAGAAGAGAGACAUGUUACUGGUUGUGCGAGCCAGGGGAAUGGAGCCCGUGGCUGUGCCUAAAGCGGUGCGGCGCAGACCAAAGCGACACAGGGAAUGAAGCAGCACCGGAAAACUUAAGAGGAACACAGGAGAGAAAACCGGGCUCCACGGCGACCGCGGGAACCCUCAAAAUUGCUUCUGCGCGCAGUGGAGUCGUCGCUGGGCCCUGCGCGCCACUCUCAGCUCUAGCAACGCGUGACGUCAGGGCGUCGGCGCUAAGCGCGUCAUUAGCGGCAGGACCUUAUGACGUCACGGUAAAUGGUCCUUCCUAUGCUCCCUACCUCAACAGGGCGCGCGGGCUCCCCUGUGCCGGAGGACCUUGGCUGCGUACGCCUGGGCCCUGCGUUCGGCCGCCCGCCCUCUGAGUGCGGCGAUCAUUCCCGCAAGCCUCUGCGUCCGAGGGGCGGAGCCUGGCGUCCGUCCGCGUCCUCGCUGGAGGCCGCCAUGCGGACGUCACGCAUUCCGCCGCCGCCACUUCCGGGUCACUGACUUCCGGCCGCCAUCUUGUUCCCUGGAGGCGCCGCGGGUGGAAGGGAGUCAGAACCGGAGCGUCACGACGGAGCAGCCGCCGCCAUGCCGUCGUCGCCGCUGCGGGUGGCGGUGGUGUGCUCGAGCAACCAGAACCGGAGCAUGGAGGCGCACAACAUCCUUAGCAAGCGUGGAUUCAGCGUCCGGUCCUUUGGAACAGGAACUCACGUGAAGCUUCCAGGACCAGCACCCGACAAGCCGAAUGUUUAUGAUUUCAAAACCACAUAUGAUCAGAUGUACAAUGAUCUUCUUAGGAAGGACAAAGAACUCUACACACAGAAUGGCAUUUUGCAUAUGUUGGACAGAAAUAAGAGAAUUAAGCCCCGGCCAGAGAGGUUCCAGAACUGCAAAGAUCUGUUUGAUCUGAUCCUCACUUGUGAAGAGAGAGUCUACGACCAGGUGGUGGAAGAUCUGAAUUCCAGAGAACAAGAGACCUGCCAACCUGUGCAUGUGGUCAAUGUAGACAUCCAGGACAACCAUGAAGAGGCCACCCUGGGGGCCUUCCUCAUCUGCGAGCUCUGCCAGUGUGUGAGUGCCGGACGCGGGAACCCCCACCUGGGCUGCCAGUGUGUGAGUGCCGGACUCCCACUCCUAUCCCGGCUGCCAGUGUGAGUGCCUGGACACCCCCCACCCAGCUGCCAGUGUAUCCAGCACACGGAGGACAUGGAGAAUGAAAUUGAUGAGCUGCUGCAGGAGUUUGAGGAGAAGAGUGGCCGGACCUUCCUGCACACUGUGUGCUUCUACUGACAGCCACUGCAGCCUUGGCGGCACUCUGUGCCCCUCUGUUGAUUCUUUCCCUCUGAUACUGGUUUUUACUUAGAUAUCCUUUGGGGCAACAGUGUGGUCCAGUAAGCUG
This is a messenger RNA of Nycticebus coucang (slow loris), 1428 nucleotides long. It is a transcript of the gene SSU72, whose product is annotated as SSU72 homolog, RNA polymerase II CTD phosphatase. Gene Ontology annotation, cellular component: nucleus; mRNA cleavage and polyadenylation specificity factor complex. The transcript has 5 exons. The record is from RefSeq and is a predicted model, not a curated record. Gene Ontology annotation, molecular function: RNA polymerase II CTD heptapeptide repeat phosphatase activity. Gene Ontology annotation, biological process: termination of RNA polymerase II transcription. The coding region runs from base 618 to 1184 and encodes 188 amino acids. Lineage: Eukaryota; Metazoa; Chordata; Mammalia; Primates; Lorisidae.